GGGGGCAGAGACGUCACGCGCUCGCGCUAGGGACGCCGGGAAGAAACCCGUCAACACCAACAUGGCCGACGCCGACUUGCGGCUGUGAGCGAAGCUGCGAAACCAGGCCGAGCAGCGGUGGCGGGCGGGGGGCGGGAUCAAGUCAUGGCCAGCGGCAGGCAAGGCCACCCGUCGACAGCUCCAGCGGCGUCGGCGGCGGCGUUGGCGCGCGGCAGGGCCACCGAGGAGCUUGGCAAGGGCGGCGUCGUCGCUGCAGCAGCGGCCCGCGCCAAGGCACUCCACCCGAGCCGCUCGCUUCCGGAUGUGUGCCCCAACGACUCUUCGGUGCCACGUGGGCAAGAUGGGUUGCGGGAGGCCCGGGAUGGGCCGAGUGUGGUGACGGACCAGCACAAGUGGACGGUGUACCACUCGAAGGUGAACCUACCGGCGGCGCUCAACGACCCGCGGAGGGCCAAGCGCGAGUCCGACUUCUUCACCAAGACGUGGGGCCUCGAGUUCACCGAGGUGCCCGUCCAGCCAUCGCCCCACCUGCCGGAGGUGACGCGCGAGGACUUUGAGAAGUACCUGAGCAGCACCAGCAAGUGUUACGCAGUCCACCAGAAGUGCCAGGCUACCUGUCCGCAGAAGGACGAAGUGGAUAGGGUUCUUGAUGCUGUCAGUUGCACGCACGGUAAACAGCAAAGUGAUCUGGAACAAGUGCCUAAAAUGUUUCUGAAGCCAGACUUUGCCCUGGAGGAUCCGGCCACGUUCAACACGGUGCUGCCCUGGUCACAGUUUGGCGGCGCGCAGCAACGCGUGGGCGCCAGAAACGCUCCGGCGGUGCCCGACGGAUUCUCUUCGCGCCUCCUGCAGGAGAAGCUGAGCCACUACCUGGACGUGGUGGAGGUGAACCUGGCGCGGCAGAUCUCGCUUCGCUCCGACGCCUUCUUCCAGGCGAUGGAGUCCCAGCGCGACGUGCAGGAGCACCUGCGGCGAGCGGCGCUCACGGUGCGCUCGCUGCGCUCCCUCGUGGGGCGCGUGGACACGGUGCUGGCGAGCGGCUCGCUGCGGGUGCUGCGCCUCGCGACUGCGCGACGCAACGCCGCGUCGCUGCACGGCAAGCUGAAGCUGAUGGCGGCCGUGCAGCAGACGCAGCCGACCGUGCAGCUGCUGCUGUCCACGGCCGAGUACAGCGGCGCCCUCGACCUCAUCGCCACCACGCAGGAGGUGCUGCAGCAGGAGCUGCAGGGGGUGCACAGCUUCCGGCACCUCGGCUCCCAGCUGUGCGAGCUGGAAAAGCUCAUCGACAAGAUGAUGGUGGAGGAGAUCUGCAGGUACGCCGAGGUGGACCUCAACAGGACCCUGCAGGAAGGGGAGGCCGUGCUGGAGGAGGAGCGGCUGGUGUCCCUGGUGUUUGGGUUGCUGCGCCAGCGGAGGUUGGACUUCCUGGACAUGUACAAUGACCGCAUCGUCAUGGCCGUGAGGAACAUCGUCAAGCAGACUGUGAUGGAAGCAGUUUCUCAAGUUGAUGAAAUUGACACCGAAAUCGUAACAAAGCUGGCAGAUCAAAUAAGGUUGAUGAUCUUUCCUCUUUGGCUCGACCUCCUCCAGAAGGUCUUCUCGAACCUUCUCGUAUUUCUACGUCGGGUGAAGGCCACGCUGAACGUGAUGCGGGACGUGGUGCACAUGGCGCUGGAGCGCGCUUACGAGAGGGCCCGCGAGCUGGAAGAGAGGACGCGGCCUCCUUCCCACGGUCCAUCGCAGCGCAGCCACAACUCCGCCGAACGCUCGGACCUCCCCGUGCUGGAAUGCAGGCCGGGCGGCGAGCUCCCCCAUGUCGGCCAGCAGGAGGACGCUGCUGGCGGAGGUGACACGCCGUCGAGUGGCUCUGCGUCCGACACCGACCAGACGACGGACUCCUCGGCCAGCUGUGACCAGGCCUUGGCUUCCUCGAAGGCUCACGAGGGCCUUCAGCUGCAGCUGUUGGGGGAGGAGCUGCGACUCAGCGUGCUAGAGCUGGAGCGAGUGUCCAGCAGCGUCCAGGAGUUGCUGCACAGCACCUCAGACUGCUGCCACGACCGCUGCGUCAAGUUCAUCAUGGCCAGGGCACGCCAGGACGGAUCGCUCGAGAGGCUGAGCCCCGCGGAGUUCGUGGCCCUCUCGCAGGCCGUGGAGGGGUUCGUGGCCGCAUCGGAGGAGAUCUCGGGCCGCAAGAGCACCUCACUGCGGGGGGCGCUGCAGAGCCAGGCGAGCCGCUUCGUGCAGCGAUUCCACGAGGAGCGGAGAACAAAAUUGAGCCUGCUGCUCGAUAACGAGCGAUGGAAGCAGGCGGACGUCCCCGCGGAGUUUCAGCAGCUCGUUGACUCGAUGGCCGGAGGAGUGAUCGCGCUGUCGGAGAAAAAGCCCGCAGCAUCACAAGACAAGAAGCUGGCUGACUACCUCUUUGUGGACGGGCAGAAGUACACGGUGGUGAGCACCGUGCUGCUGUUGAUCCGCAUGGUGCUGGAGUACUGCCAGUGUGUGGAGGAUAUCCCGUCCGUCACCACGGACAUGCUGCCCAGGCUCACAGACCUCCUGAAGCACUUCAACUCUCGCAGCUGUCAGCUCGUGCUGGGUGCUGGGGCCUUGCAGGUGGUCGGCUUGAAGACCAUCACCACCAAAAACCUCGCGCUGGCAUCGCGCUGCCUGCAGCUGAUCCUGCAGUACAUCCCGCUCAUCCGCGCACACUUCGAGGCCCGCCUCCAGCCCAAGCAGUACAACAUGCUGCGCCACUUUGACCACAUGACCAAGGAUUACAGUGACCACAUAGGGGAGAUUUCCGCCAAGUUGGUCGCGAUAAUGGACAGCAUGUGCGAGAAGCUGCUAUUCAGAUACGAGGUGAAGGCGCCCGUGCCGUCGGCAUGCUUCCGCAACGUGAGCAAGCAGAUGGCCAAGAUGCACGAGGCCGUGUGUGAGCUGCUGCCAAACGAGCAGGUGCAGUUGCUCUUCCUGCGGAUCAACGCCUGCUUCAAACAGCACCUCAAGGGGCAGCUGUCCCGUCUCGGCGUCGUGAGCGACGGGGGACCGCAGCACGGGCUGGUGACAUCCGACCUGGCGUUCUACGUGGGGAAUCUGCGUGGGCUGAAAGGCCUGGAGCAGCUGGACCUCAAUCUGACUGAGAUCUGGGAGCAGAAGAGAAGUGGGGUGCCACGGAGCGAACAAUGGUGACCGUCGGAAGACUUCAACUCGACGACGAUUGUGACUCCUGUUGAGGCUGAAGGUGAAUUGCGAAGGCAUUGAGGAAAGCCGUCGCCUUGGGGGGGGGGGGGGGGGGCGCACUUUGCCUCGUCGACACAAACCGUGUAAGAGCUACGCUCAGAAUGCUGUAAGGGGGAAUACUGUUGUCUUAUUUCUCUUGAUUCGUUUUUUUUUUAAUACAUAUAUGUAAAAAUGUGCAAUUUGAACCCCCCCUCCCCCCCCGCCCCGUGACAGACUGGGAAUAAAAAAAAUAAGGGAGUGAAUGGAACGGGGGUACAAAGUUUGGUGCAAUUAACGGUCGGCCGACCUGUGCCGAGCUCCACAGGGGUGCCGUCUCUCUGCAGGGCACGAUGCGAUCGUGCUGUUGCCUCCAAGUGGCGAGUCUUGUUUUAGAUACUCGUGGCUUGCAAUCGCCAAAUUUGCAAACCUGCCCCGAUGAUUUGGGUCCCUCAAUACGGUAGCCGCGUACCGACUGACCACCACGGCAUUUCGAUGAAUUACAGUUUGCACGGUUGUACACGUAACAUUUACAGCCCCUUGUGUGAAUCUGCGGCCUCCCCCCGCCGUGCGGGUUGUGUGGGUUUCUUGACCAUACUGCACCGUGCCGGUCAGUACGAGUUUGGCCUUAGGCAGGGGAACAGACACGCGGGCGUAGAAGUGCUAUGAAGUACAACGAACGUCGCUGCACUGCCCUUUGCUGACCAUCGCAUAGCCCUUGAGCCGCCUACGAAAACCUGGCACGCAUGGUGGUCACCCAUACAAGCGGUAUCCAGGCUCAAGUCUGCUUAGCAUCUUUAGUUGUGGCAAGAUCGAGUGCAUUCCGGGUGAUUUGGUCAUACUAUUCCUUCGGUCACAUUCUGCUCGCGGAAAUUUACUAAGCACGUCAUUUGCACCAGCUUUAAACGAUCGAUUCCGAAGGCGCAGAAUCCGAUGGGUUCGUCUCGAGGGAGCGUAAGAAUAGCGUUUCAAAUCGACGUACUGAUAACUAGUUUCACGCCUACCACGUUGGCUCGGCGUGGAUGGACGUGCUCACUGGGAUCUCCAUUUCAAGGGGGGGGGCCAGGACUUAUCGCUAGCUUUGAGAGUAACGCGGGAAGGGCGGGCGUUUUGUACGGAGGGGGCCCCCAUGACAGCUCGCAACUCUCGGCUGCCGUUGUUUACAUAGCAUGGAUGUGCACGCGGCGUGGCGUGGUCGUGGCAUUGGGGGAGGGUGGGGGGCGCUAUUUUUCCGGUGUUUCACUUAAAGGGUAUGUGGCUGUUAUAAUUUCCCACGUGUUAAUCCACUGCAUUGAGAGCUACCAUUUGUGGCCGGGCCGCUUCCUUAAAAAAAGAGCCGUUUCGCUCCGAGGGCCUUACCUGGUAGAAUAACAAAAGUUGUUUAAUAGUUUUAGUUUCAACUUGGCCCUGGCGUGGCCGUGUAAUACCGCGGGGUUUUGCAGUGGUGGAAAACGUGACAUCGCGCACGUCACACACCACUGCCUCCCCCCCACCCCCCUCCUGGUGGUUUCUCAGGCUACCGUUUGUCUUUAAGAAUGUGUGCCGAGGGGAUCAGUGCGAUUAGACCAGGGUCUAUUAUGUGUACAUAAAUGUAUAGGUAUAAAAUAUAUCUGAAUAAAUAAACCGAGUCGAGCCACUGUCUAGUACUACCUGAAUUAACGCGUGUCUUGGUACCUGCUCCUCAGCAGGUUGUAAAUUAUAAUGGUAAAUUAACUGCAGUGACAAUGCAAAUUUACUUACAAAUUACAUGUAAAUUACGCAAGAUGCUGUGGUAUUAACGAUAUAGGCAUUACAAGGCAUGACUUUGACAAACUCUUUUUUUUAAAUCAUACUUUCCAUGGCGACACACUUAUGUAUAGUUUUGCAUAACGAGUUACGUACUUCCGUCCAAGUUCAGCGUUCGUAAAUAUGUUGUCCAAGAGCUGGACGCAGACGGCAGGCCUGUACUGGGUUGCGUUUAAAAUUUGUUUUAUUUGAUAGGCCUUGGGAUUUUCGUAUUCUUACCUGGAAGAUGUAAAGUUUUCAUUGUUUUUCUCUAACGUAAAUGGUUGUAUGGUGUAUGCACUUUAGUGGAGGGGUGUCACUUCGGACAGUCACCUUGACAAUAAAGAGUCGGCGGUCGAAUUAUCCACGUGUGUGUGGAUCACGGUGGCAAUGCGCAGGCUGUAAAGCCGUGUGUAGGUGGCGGUAGUACACGCGGACGGUUGCCUGCCUGCACGAUCUGUGGCAUUUGCGUGUUCUAUUUCUGCUGCCUGCGUGUGGGUUUGCUCCGAGAUACUCUGGUUUCCUCUCGCAUGCACAUCCACUCGACAGAAGGGAUUGGCGGGAAAUGUUCCAUUGCAGGACUCCCUUGAUGGGAAAAAAAAACCAGACAUUUAUUUUUGUUUAGAAGGUCGUUGAGGUUCUUCCCGGCGCAAACAAAUACAAUUUCUGAACCCCCCCCCCCCCAUGCAAAAAUUAUACGUGCCUCGUGUGAAAUAUUUGUACAAAAUUGUCGUGGGUGCCAACACGUGACUUGCAACGUGCCAUCUGGUUUCUCACGCUUUGGUUUCUGUUGUGGUGGCGGUGUUGAUGAAGCUGUACGACCAAGGAAGUUGAGACUGCUCGCGAAGCAGAAUAUACGCUCAUCGCGUCUACCAAACGUUUUGUAUCACAAAGGCACAGUGCUUUGAGCGUUGCUUGUAUCAGCAUUGAGGCUUUCAGCAUUGAGUGCAUGUCUCCUGGUUUACAACCUUGCAGAGGCGGUGGUGUAAAAUCCACAUUCCUACAGUGACGUGAGCGAGUCUCCUAUAGGACAACCACCUUUGACUUCCACCGCACAGUGGUACUAGUUUUAUGGACCCUGUUGAGAUGAUGGGCUGAGAGUGUCACGAAGCAAUGUGUGUUAACUGAUGCAUUGUGGGAAGAUUAUCAUUGUACACGCAUCAAUUUUGAGUAAUUUAAUUUAUCGUUUAUCGCCGUGUGCAAAAUGCAUUUUUAUCAGAUCUAUUGGCACCCAGCAAAUAAGUUAACGUUUGUAAUAUUUUAAAUACGUCCACUAUAAAUUUGUCAGUGGAUAAUUGUACUUAAGAGUCAUAUGUUUGAUUUUAGUUGUAUUUCUAAGAAAUUAAACUAUAGCAUUCUUAAUUGUCUAGGGUGACCACAAUGACUUUUACCUGGCCAGAUGUCUUUUUAAACUACACGCCUCAUGCUCGGAGAGUAAUUUCCCGAAUCAUGAAGGCAUUAAAGAGCAUUCUUUCGUCAUCCUUAGCACAGCGUUGAUAGCCUCAUUCUGUCUCAUUCUAAUGAUCUGUUUAAGCUGUCUGCAACAUUCACAAAAGAGAAUACCUCUGUCGAUUUGGCAAGUCCGAGUUGCCAUGCUUGAUGUUUCCAUGCUUGAACCUUCCAUGGUGUCUUUCACUUGAUCUAAACAAAACCAAACACUGUUUUACAUCUGUCAGUUUACGGCUGCGCGAUGUAAAAAGCUUUGGAAGAGAGGAAGGAAAAAAAAACUAUAUUGUUUCGAUCCAAAUUUUAUUUUAUUUAAAGGUGCGAGCUUUUUCCCUUUAUUUUUUGCUAUAGCUACGGCGCUGUGUGCGCUUAAUAACUCGAGCCGGCGAGGGCAGCUUAAGGCUUCAUCAACAAAACGCAGGUGAUCGUCGCAUGUUUGGGUUACCAUGCUUUCCAUACCGGAGAGGCCUUCUUGAUGACAUCAGCUGCCAGGUUCUCGGCGAACGACCGCGUGUUUAGACUGCCAUCAUCUCAUCAACGUGCCCAUGAAGAUCUGUUUCCGGAGUUAUUUAAGUUCUCCACUUGGCAUCUCAGGAUGCCACUGUGGAGUGGAUAGCUCAAUUAGACGUUCCAUUAUAAGUGCCACCCCCCCCCCCCCCUCCAUACGAAAUAACGUGAUCGCAACCAAUUAACUAGCGCGUAAUAGCUCGUUACAUAAAGUGGUGCAAGUGCCUGAGAUGGGGACUGAUGGAACGCAUUGUGGCGUUGUCGGCAUAUCGGUGGGAAAAACCAUGGGCGUGCGCUUCAUGCUUGGAUUCUGGCGAAGCAAUGGCUGUGUUUUAAGCGACAAUUUGGACUUUUGUUUUCAGCAGCGAGGCUGUCACUUGUGCUGUUGAGAACUUAAUCCAGUGGGAGAUAAUACUACUGAUAAAAACACGUGGCAUUAAGGUUUUCUCCACGAUCUCAAAGAAGGUCACUUAAUCGUGGUCAAAACCCAAAGCCGUGGAGUAUUCUCAGUUCUGUAUUAGUUAGACGUUGUGGUACUAAGUUGGUAGUGGCGCACAGGUGGAAAUAGUAAAAACACGAUCGACAAUAAUAAUGCCCUCAACGGGAAAAAAACUACAAUAGGCGACGUUUUGGGCAAUGACCCUUCUCCAUCUGCUCUACAGAAAUACCGUUUCCCACUGUGUCACCUCUCGUAUAAUGUUACCUCUCUCGGGCAGUGGAUAUCGACGAACGUUUUAAGUAGCGUCAUUUUUAACUGUGAAAACCCACACGUUUGUCACUGUUAAUUGAAAAGCAAGUUGGGAGGCCGGGCGGGUGCCCGGAGGGAGGGGGUUGGAGUAUGGAGGGGGGGGGGGCAUGGUUGUUUGCCGCACUGAAAGCCACCCUUGAAGCUCUUGCGUUGAUUCUGAACGGCGUCGCUGGGCACGAUGGCUGGCCGACCUUGUCGCGAGAACGUGAGCCGCGCGCGCCCUGUGAGUGGCAGGUUGUGUAAAUAAUGUAACGGGCCCUCGCGACGUCACGCUCGGCGCGCGCGUGAGCACGCACGUCGGGUGAAUUGGAGGCGCAGCGUCUACACUAACGCACUUGUGCACGUACACAAGAAGACGCUUUGUAUAGCCCCCCCACUCCACUCCAACCACCCCCCCCCUCCCUCCCGCAUCGUUAGUAACGUUGAUCCCCAUCGGCUUUAAUCGCAUUUGAGCGCGUGCUUCGGAACAACGGCACGCGCGACACGGGUCAAUCCGGGUAAAAUAAUCGCGUGCGGUAGAAUUAACCCGUCGCACGGAUGGGCGAAUGGUUCCCCGCGGCUCUUGUGAGCGGUCUCGGGCUGUAUGCAGGUGCCCCGCGAGAAGUGGGGGGGGGGGGGGGCUUAGAUGUGAGGUGGAGGAGAGAAGUCUUAAUUUACUCCGCCGGACGCAAGCAGGCAUUUUGAAGGACGGGCGAUCUUGAUGUCACAACUGCCGCGCAAAAAAUGCACACGCGGAGUCUUAGGACAGAGGGCUUUGUGAGUUUGGUUGAUGUACGUGUGUAGGUGCGUUGCCGCUUUCUGCUACUGUCGGUGUGACGACCGUCAGUGCAUUGUAGGUUCACGACCACAUUUUUUGGGGGAGAUCGUAUCACGUCAAACACUUACGCUCGGUGAACUUACCGCGCUUAGGUUCGCAAUGAUGAGCGUGUGUGAUUCGACGUGUAAUGUCGCGGUCGCUGGAGUGGUUUUGACAUUGAUCUGAACCAGGUUAACGUAAACGAUUCAAAUCUUAGAUGAACAAAAACUUUUUCACUUCACAUUUUGCCGCGCUGGUAUUUUUUUCUUCCACGUGGGCAGGUUAAAUGAUUUCCGCCUCUGGUUUAAUGUUUUACUCCUAAGGUGACGCGUGGCCCUCUAUCUUAAUACGCUUCACUGCUUCAGAAAGCGUAAUUGGCGGUGUGUGUGUGUGUAAUUAAGUGUAAUUAAAAUAUUUUGCAACAAGA
This is a messenger RNA of Petromyzon marinus (sea lamprey), 8901 nucleotides long. The record is from RefSeq and is a predicted model, not a curated record. Lineage: Eukaryota; Metazoa; Chordata; Hyperoartia; Petromyzontiformes; Petromyzontidae.